CGUUGCCGGGAUGGUGGGCGUGAAGGUGGUCGCCAACGACGCCGAGUUCCAGAGCGAGCUGAGCGCGGCCGGGUCCCGCCUGGUGGUGGCCAAGUUCACGAUGAGGGGAUGUGGGCCAUGUUUAAGGAUAGCUCCUGCUUUCAACUCUCUGAGCAAUAAAUAUCCCCAGGCGACCUUUUUGGAAGUCGAUGUACAUCAGUGCCAGGGAACAGCAGCAACCAAUAAUAUAUCAGCCACCCCUACAUUUCUUUUCUUCCGGACCAAAGUGCGAAUCGACCUGUAUCAAGGCGCUGACGUUGUGGGGCUAGAAGAGAAAAUCAAACAGCACCUAGAGAAUGACCCUGGAAACAAUGAGGAUACUGAUAUUCCAAAAGGAUAUAUGGAUUUGAUGCCGUUCGUCAACAAAGCUGGCUGUGAAUGCCUUAACGAAAGUGACGAACAUGAGUUUGAGAACUGUUUACGUAAAGACCCUUCUUACCUGGAAUCGGACUGUGAUGAGCAGCUGCUUAUUACAGUAGCUUUUAACCAGCCUGUCAAGCUUUAUUCUAUGAAAUUUCACGGGCCUGAUAAUGGUCAAGGUCCCAAGUACAUAAAAAUCUUUAUCAACCUCCCCCGAUCAAUUGAUUUUGAAGAAGCGGAAAGAAGCGAGCCCACUCAAGCUCUGGAACUAUCGCCAGAGGAUAUCAAAGAAGAAAGUAUUAUCCAGCUUCGCUAUGUAAAGUUUCAGAAUGUUAACAGUGUAACUUUAUUCGUCCAGUCCAAUCAAGGAGAUGAAGAGACAACGAGAAUCACGUAUUUCACAUUCAUCGGCACGCCAGUCCAAGCGACAAACAUGAAUGAUUUCAAGCGGGUGGUAGGCAAGAAAGGAGAGAGCCACUAGGAUUAUGAGGAAAACACUGGAAGGCCUUAUCGCAGUCAACACGAGAUCGUCACGUGUAUCUCAGACUCCUGCGGAACUGCUUGACCCGACUCAAGAGAGACUCUCAGUCUGUUCCAUUUUAAUACCAUUACAAAUAAAUCGCUGCAUUUUGUUAGUACGGGAAUUCACUCAAGUGUUUACUGUUGUAAUCUUGGGACGUGAAUUUGUAAAUAAAAUUCAUUAAUUUUGCCAAG
Euleptes europaea (tarantolino) is the source of this 1113-nucleotide messenger RNA. It is a transcript of the gene TXNL1, whose product is annotated as thioredoxin like 1. NCBI's taxonomy places the organism in Eukaryota, Metazoa, Chordata, Lepidosauria, Squamata, Sphaerodactylidae. Bases 11 to 880 code for a protein of 289 amino acids. The record is from RefSeq and is a predicted model, not a curated record. The transcript has 8 exons.